AUGUUUCCCCUCCUACAACGAUGCUGCUUCCACACACCUUUCAAACUCCGGAAGUUAACCGGUCCCAGACUGCUACUGUAUGGAAAGAAUAAGACAACUUGCUCUUCUCUUGGCCUCCGUCUGCAGAGAGAUGUGUAUCUUCUCGCAAGAUCUCCAAGCCUCAACCCAGCAUCAGUAUGUGCAAUCAAGCUCCAGGCUUUUCACACCUCUCCCCCCUUCUUCAAGAAGAAAACCCCCAAAGAAUCUGAGACCAAACACUCGGGCAUAUUGGAACAAAGCAUGAAAUCACUAAAGGAUUCUCCAAAGCCAGCCCUUUACUUAAGCCUCGCAGGGCUAAUUCCAUUUGUUUCUGUGCCACUGUCAAUGGCCAUCCAAGGGACCUACUACCCAGAGCUGGCGUUUGCUCAGGUUACAUUUGGUGCCGUAACAGUCUCUUUCCUAGGAGGAAUGAGGUGGGGGUUUGCUCUCCCAGAAAACAGCCCGGCCAAACCAGACUGGCUGAACCUGGCUAACAGUACAAUUCCUCUUCUACUUGCCUGGCAAGCCUUACUUUUUAAAGAUAUCACUCAUGGUGCAGUAAUGCUAGUAAUGGCCUUAGGGAUAGCACUACAUUAUGACAUUUCCCUUCUUCCUCCUUAUCCUAGGUGGUUUAAAGUACUGAGGGUAGCGGGAACAGUGGUGAUGGUAUUAUCACUAUUAGCUACUGCAGCGUUGAAGACUAUUUCAGAGAAGCAGCUAAGUAACAACAGAAAUAAAUGGCAGAACACAAAAUAA
Molecule: messenger RNA, 774 nt
Organism: Pelecanus crispus (Dalmatian pelican)
Lineage: Eukaryota; Metazoa; Chordata; Aves; Pelecaniformes; Pelecanidae
Source: RefSeq, a predicted model, not a curated record